Molecule: messenger RNA, 2367 nt
Organism: Patella vulgata (common limpet)
Lineage: Eukaryota; Metazoa; Mollusca; Gastropoda; Patellidae
Product: AFG1-like ATPase
Exons: 13
Coding region: 50-1447 (465 amino acids)
Cellular component (GO): cytoplasm; mitochondrion
Molecular function (GO): ATP binding; ATP hydrolysis activity
Source: RefSeq, a predicted model, not a curated record
AUUUUAUUUUGUCAACAAACUUGACAUUGAACUGGCAUGAGACGAAAAAAUGCGAAAAAUAGUUCUGUUUAUAUCAAAAUAUAUUUCGAACCCAAUAUUUAUAAAUUCUAAGUUUUCGACCGUGUCUUGGAGAUCAGGAGUUCUUUGUCAGAAAUCUUAUAUCCAACAAGAGCAAGUUCAAGUAGAUAUUAAUGGACCACUGGAAGCUUACAACAAAAAAAUAAAUAGAGGAGAGCUUCAUGAAGAUAAACAUCAAAGAGAAAUUGUUGAAGAUUUAGAGAGGCUAAAUGAAGAGUUAAUAAAUUACAAACCACAUUCACAAUCACAAACAUCAUGGCUUUCUCAGGCAUUUGGUGGGGGAAGGAAUUCAGAAAGUCAGCCACCUCAGGGUCUCUAUUUAUAUGGAAGUGUUGGUUGUGGAAAAACUAUGCUUAUGGACAUGUUUCAUGAAAACUGUCACAUUGAAAAGAAACAAAGAGUUCAUUUUAACAAAUUUAUGUUAGAUGUACAUAAAAGAAUACAUGCACUAAAGAAAAAAGCACCUAAAGUUACCAAUGUAAGAAAAUCAAAUGCAUUUGACCCAAUCCCGCCAGUUGCUCAGGAAAUUAGUGAAGAAGCUUGGUUACUCUGUUUUGAUGAAUUUCAGGUUACUGAUAUUGCUGAUGCAGUUAUUUUGAGAAAACUCUUUACAGAAUUAUUUGAAAAUGGUGUAAUAGUUGUUGCCACAUCCAAUAGAUCCCCAGAUGAUCUAUAUAAAAAUGGUCUUCAGAGAGGAAAUUUUGUUCCUUUUAUACCAAUUCUUAAGAAAUAUUGUAAAAGUAUAUGUUUAGAUUCUGGUAUAGAUUAUAGAAUGAGGACAUUACCAUCAGAAGGAAAAGUUUAUUUUGUAUCUAGUGAUUGUGAUAGUAGUAAAGAAUUAGAUAGAUUAUUUAAUGAAUUCUGUAUCAAUCAGAAGCAGGAUGUGGUAUCAAGAGAAUUAAUUGUAUUAGGAAGAUACUUGAAACUUCCAGUUACAUGUGGUAAAGUUUUAGAUGCAACAUUUUCUGAUUUAUGUAUGCAGGCUUUAGGGGCUGUAGAUUAUCUAGAGAUAAGUAAAGAGUUUGAUGUAGUUAUAAUUAGAGAUAUACCAACUAUGAAUUUAAGUAGAAAAACUGAAGCCAGAAGAUUUAUUACUUUAAUAGAUACUCUUUAUGAUAAUAAGGUUAAACUUGUAUGUUCAGCUGAUGCUCAACCUAAAUUAUUAUUUUCUACGGGUUCAUUAAGUCACAAGGAUGAACAAAACAACAGAGCUUUAAUGGAUGAUUUAGGAAUAACACCAGAGACUGCUACAGCAAGUGUAUUUACUGGGGACGAAGAGUUAUUUGCCUUUGAAAGAACGAUAUCUAGACUAACAGAGAUGCAGACAGAAGAAUAUUGGAAUUUAGACAGAGAAAAAUCUAAAUCAUGAUGAUAGUUAAAUCUAGGUAAUAACAUAAUUAAUAUAGAGGCAUCUGUGAUUAAUAUAUUAUUAGUAAGUUAAGACAUAUGAACAUAUGAAAGAGUGUACUACUAAAUAAUAAAUGCAUAAUUAAAUCCUAAUAGAAUUGAGGAAAUUUCAAGACUAACACUAAUAGAGAAAACAAAUAUAAUAGAUUUUAUGUUUCAUGCAGUGAAAAUGUAUUUUGUAUUGUUUUUCUGUUAAAAUUAAUUCAGGGUUAAAUGGCCAAUACUCUUUGAUUUUUCUUUCCUUGUUAUAUUUAUUUAAAUGCACAAAAUGAUCCUACAGUUUCGCGGCUAUUUUUUCUCAACAUGAGAAAUUAUGUUAUGUUUAUUUUAGUAUUUUAUAUACCAUAGUGUACAAGUUUAAUAAAAGGAGCCGUCCCAGGUUUUACAGAGUAUGCAUUCAUUAAAAUGGGUUUAAGUAUGCUUUCAGGGUAGGCCUAUGUACUUAUUAAAAUGGGUUUAAGUAUGCAAUAUGUUACCCUGUGUGGGAAAGUUUCAAAUUUGAGUAUUGACCCCUUUUGGAAAUGACUGCUUUUUUUUCUUAAUGGGGUAACAUACGAAAAUUAAGCAAUUUCAUUGUUCAGUUAAAUAUGAGUGACCUGAUAAUUGCACUAUAAUUUCAACAAGUAUAAAGAAAUAGUUAUCUGGGCACUUAUAUCUAGCAUAGAAAGUUGUGACCAGAAACUUUAUAUAUCUUUGAGAAAGAUUUGCAGACCUUCAUAUAAUUGCACAGGACAAGGAUAUCAUUAUUAAUAAAGUGUCUGUCAUGAAGAAUAAUUUAUUUUAUUUACUGAAACAUGUCUGAGACUGCUCCUUUUAAGUAGAUAUAUUUUAUUAUAUUAAUAUUGUUGAUUAUUGGUAGAGAAUAAAGCUGUUUGUAAGUUU